AUGGAUUAUUCAACCUGGCUUUACUUCAUUGUAUUCCUAUGAGGGACUUUCCUAACUUGGUCGUAUUACUACGGGAUUUUCAACCGGAUGCAGAUCCACACAAUAACAUUGCCACAGUGAGAGCUAAUGUAUUUCUGAGUGAGAGGAGAAUACUCCCAGAAAUUGCCAGACCAAUUCAAAAAAAUACACAACCUUAUUCAGGAGAACAAGAGCGCCCAUAAAGCAUUCAACAGGCAAGGCAAGCUCAUGUUCGGAAUGUACUAUGACAACCCUGAAAAAGUCAAGGAUGUCAACAAGAUGAGAGCAGUGGUCGGGUUCUUGUUCACUCCAAAAGACCAGACAGAGAGGGAUCUCAUCAUUGAGCAUCUUGGGAGACUAGGCAUGAAGUACGCUAAGAUUGCCAAAACAAAAGCUUUAUUCACCAGAUUUGAAGUCAAAGUCCCAGCUAUUGUGUCCUACAUGGUGGCGCCAGCCCAAUUUUACAAUCAAGUUGAGAAGUACAUCAGAAGGAGGAAGCCAUUACGAGAGAUGGUUGCCAAAUGAGAGACUGCCAACCAAUGCGGCUUUGAAAUAUACACAGAUUCUUACCUAUACUUCCAUAAGCCUUUGGAGAACUUCGACCAGUUUGACUUGACUGAGCAUGGGACUCCUGCUCUGAAGAGAGUCAAAGGUCAAAAGUUGUCUACAUAUAAAAAUCUUUAAGCUUUUGAUAAUUUCAAUUA
Moneuplotes crassus is the source of this 722-nucleotide messenger RNA. The record is from the annotation of a GenBank genome assembly. NCBI's taxonomy places the organism in Eukaryota, Ciliophora, Spirotrichea, Euplotida, Euplotidae.